Messenger RNA from Brachypodium distachyon (stiff brome), 796 nucleotides. RefSeq names its product mitochondrial pyruvate carrier 1. The record is from RefSeq and is a predicted model, not a curated record. Gene Ontology annotation, cellular component: mitochondrial inner membrane. Gene Ontology annotation, biological process: pyruvate import into mitochondria. The transcript has 5 exons. Bases 191 to 514 code for a protein of 107 amino acids. Lineage: Eukaryota; Viridiplantae; Streptophyta; Magnoliopsida; Poales; Poaceae.
UUUAUCUCAACCGUCGGAUGGAGAAGUAGUAGUCGUCAUUCUCCAACUACUCCACCAACCAAAUCAUCUUCAUCCUCCCCAAGCUUCUCGCCGACGCCUCCGCCCUAGCCCGUCAGCUCGUCGGCCUCCCUCCCCGACCCGCCGCCGUCGAACAAUCGAGCAGGUGAUUUGCGCGCCGGCGAGUUCCUCUAUGGCGACGGCGUUCAAGGCGUUCGUGAACAGCCCCGUCGGCCCCAAGACCACCCACUUCUGGGGCCCUGUCGCUAACUGGGGCUUCGUCCUCGCGGGUUUGGUUGAUUUGAACAAGCCACCUGAAAUGAUAUCUGGCAAUAUGACAGCAGCCAUGUGUGUGUAUUCUGGACUUUUUAUGAGGUUUGCAUGGAUGGUACAGCCGCGCAACUACUUGCUUCUGGCAUGCCAUGCCUCCAACGAAACUGUUCAGCUCUAUCAUUUGUCUCGAUGUGCUAAGGCUCAGGGGUACAUAGGGAAAAAAGAGCCAGAGGCUCAACAGUAAAGAAGCCCCAGAAUGCUGCAGACACUCAAUCAAUAAGGAUUAUUUCUUUCUGAAGAUUGAUAAUGCUCAAUCUGUGAUCAUGCAUUUUUCUCUGUACUGCAUAAAGAGUACGCAAAAUGGAAACCUCUAUAAAACCUAUGUACCGAGCAUCACAAUUUCUUGUUCCUUAAUUCUGAUGCUUUGCUACGCAUCUAUCAAAAAACAUGACAUUUUCUCAGUGAACAUAGCUGGGUUACAAGAUCCCUUCCAGUUUAUUGAGCCGGCCACUGUUGUUUCAUUUUA